GCACAUGCUUCUUAUUUUAUUAUUUUUCUUCAUUGAUCUACACCAAUUCAAAUAUCUAUAUAUACACACAAACAGAUAAUAAUAUAGACUCCUCCUAAACAAGCAUUUACUUCGAGAAAAAAGGAAAGAGAGAAAAAAGCUCAAAAAAUGGGGCUACAACCUCCAAUCCAUCUCUUUCUAGUUUGCUUCCCAGCUCAAGGCCAUAUCAAUCCCAUGCUCAGAUUAGCAAAACGCUUAGCAGCGAAAGGUCUGCUAAUCACCUUCUCUACAACCGAGCACGCCGGCAAAGACAUACGACAAGCCAACAAUAUCAUCGACGACCAACUGACUCCCGUUGGAAACGGUUUCAUCAGGUUCGAGUUCUUCGAAGACGACUGCAUAGAAGACGAUCCGAAACGACGAGACCUCGACUUCUACGUUCCUCAGCUUGAACUCAAAGGCAAAGAAUUCCUACCCGAAACCAUCAAGAGGCACGAGAAAGAAGGCCGUCCCGUUUUUUGCUUCGUGAACAACCCUUUUAUCCCUUGGGUCUGCGAUGUCGCAGAAGAUCUUGGUAUUCCUUGUGCAACUCUUUGGAUUCAAUCCUGUGCCGUUUUCAGCUGUUACUAUCAUUAUUUCCAUAAAACGGUUCCAUUUCCUUCGGAAUUAGAUCCUUCCGUCGAUGUUCAGUUGCCGAAUCUUCCACUUCUCGAAUACGACGAGAUCCCUAGCUUCUUGCAUCCCUCUAGUCCUUAUAAAAUCUUAGGAACCGCCAUUCUAGGCCAGUUCAAGAACUUGUCGAAAUCUUUCUGUGUUUUAGCAGACACUUUCGAUGAGCUUGAGCAUGAAAUCAUCGAAGGCAUGUCAAAGUUUUGUAAAGUGAAAACCGUAGGUCCUCUAUUCAAAAAUCCAAAAGCUUCAGUCUCAAAUAUUCGCGGUGACAUGUUGAAAGCCGACGAUUGUCUUGAUUGGUUGGAUUCGAAAAGUCCGGGCUCAGUAGUAUAUAUUUCAUUCGGAACCAUAGCUUACAUCAAGCAAGAGCAAGUGGAAGAAAUUGCUUACGGACUGUUAAACUCCGGGGUUUCAUUCCUGUGGGUGAUGAAACCACCGGACGUAGCUUUCGGGUACGAUUUACAUGUUUUGCCAGAUGGGUUCAUGGAGAAAAUCGGAACGAGAGGAAAAAUAGUGCAGUGGUGUCCACAAGAACAGGUUCUGGCUCACCCUUCGGUAGCGUGUUUUCUGACUCACUGCGGUUGGAAUUCAACGGUGGAAGCUCUGACUUCCGGCGUUCCGGUGCUGGCUUAUCCUCAAUGGGGCGAUCAGGUAACGAACGCCAAGUUCUUGGUGGAUGUUUAUGGAGUUGGAGUGAGACUGUGUCGUGGUGAGGCUGAGAACAAAGUGAUACCGAGGGAUGUCAUCGGAAAAGCUUUGGUGGAGGCGACGGUGGGGAAGAGAGCGGUGGAGUUGAAAGAGAACGCAACGAGAUGGAAAAAAGCGGCGGAGGAAGCCGUUGCGGAAGGUGGAUCUUCCGAUCGGAAUAUUCAAGAUUUUGUGGAGGAGAUUCGGAAGAGAUCUGGUUUGUACAAUUCAAAGCCAGCUGCCACUUGAUGAGAAUACCGGAGAACUCUGGACUAUUGGUCAAUUAGUACAACGAGACAAGGGGGUAAAAAGGGAAAGAGCAUUGAUAUUGGUCCGGUCUGUGGCUGGAAUUUUUUUGGUUAUUAAUAGAUAAACGAAGGAAAUAAAUAUGCCGUCUGGGGUUUGACGGUGUGCAUUUAUGUUUCAUAAAUGUCUGGAAUUCAUUUAAUGCACUUACUUCAAUUGCA
Messenger RNA from Ziziphus jujuba (common jujube), 1805 nucleotides. Its product is annotated as putative UDP-glucose glucosyltransferase. Gene Ontology annotation, molecular function: UDP-glycosyltransferase activity. NCBI's taxonomy places the organism in Eukaryota, Viridiplantae, Streptophyta, Magnoliopsida, Rosales, Rhamnaceae. The transcript is spliced from 2 exons. The coding region runs from base 148 to 1587 and encodes 479 amino acids. The record is from RefSeq and is a predicted model, not a curated record.